AUGGAGUUAUUUAACUCUGAUCUUGAAAGAAACAUCACUUUUGUGCGUCCUCCAUAUUUCAUAAUAAGUGGAUUUACUGGCAUACCUAAUAUGAAGUAUUAUUAUGUUAUUCUCUUUAUUGUUUAUAUAGUUUCAGUGCUGGGAAACACAGCUGUGAUGGUAAUAAUAUGCUUGGAUCAUACUCUGAGAACUCCAAACUAUGUUGCAGUGUUUAAUUUAGCAUUUGCAGACCUGUUUGGUAGCUCUGCUGUGGUGCCGAAGGUUCUUGACAUUUUCCUUUUUGACCAUCCCUACAUCUCCUACAACGACUGCUUGGCAUACAUGUUUUUCUGCUACAACUGCCUUUCGAUGCAGCCAUUUAAUCUUGUUGCACUCUCCUAUGACAGACUGAUAGCCAUCAUAUUCCCACUGCACUAUCAAGUGAAGGUGACCCACAAGUUUAUGUUUUCCUUGAUUGCCGUGUCCUGGCUCUUUGUUAUUACUGUUACACUCAUCUCAGUUGACCUUCUCACAAGACUUUCCUACUGUGAGUCUGUGGUUAUUAACAGCUAUUUUUGUGACUAUGACUUCAUUCAAGAUCUAGCCUGCAAUGAUAAUGCACUCAAUGUGGCCAGCAUCACCCCGGCCAGGCCCCCAAAAAGUACACGGUUUACUCUCCCUGUCAGGAAUCGGCGCAUGAUGCUGCCAAAAAUGUUG
Molecule: messenger RNA, 696 nt
Organism: Monopterus albus (swamp eel)
Lineage: Eukaryota; Metazoa; Chordata; Actinopteri; Synbranchiformes; Synbranchidae
Product: olfactory receptor 1-like
Biological process (GO): G protein-coupled receptor signaling pathway
Cellular component (GO): membrane
Molecular function (GO): G protein-coupled receptor activity; olfactory receptor activity
Source: RefSeq, a predicted model, not a curated record